AUGGACGGCCCACCAUUAUUGCGAAACGAACAUGAUGUUAGAACUCCAACGAGGGUAGUCGGUUUGAUUCUGUUGCCAACCUUGGCGUUGGCGCUCAAGCUUAUUUCGGGGGCUCAUGACGAGCAUCUUGGACACCAGCACCAGCACCACCAGCAGUACUUGAGACAACCACCAAGUGGUGCUUUUCCAUCCUUUGCCACCACCAUUACCCGAAAUCUAGAACAAGCAACGGAUGAUGCUGCUGCUGCUGAAACGUGUACCCUCGAUUGUUGUUGGCAAUACGAGCCGACGAUUUGCCCUUCGGAAAAUGCCUGGAUUGAAGCCAUUCCGUUUGGGUUGCAAAUUGCCUUGAUCAUACUUUUCUUGUGCUUGUCGGCACUCUUUUCGGGUCUGACUUUAGGGCUCAUGUCUCUAGACAAGACGGGCCUGGAAAUUGUCAUGGGGGGAGACGAUCCCGUUGCGGCCGGAUACGCCAAGAAAAUCUAUCCCGUCCGAGAAGAUGGAAACUUGUUGUUGUGUACACUAUUGUUGGGAAAUGUGGCUGUCAAUGCUCUGCUGUCCAUUUUCUUGGCAGCGUAUACGGGUGGAAUCAUUGGUUUUAUCUCCUCGACCUUUCUCAUUGUCAUUUUUGGAGAAAUUGUCCCUCAAGCAUUGUGCUCUCGGUAUGCACUCAAAAUUGGAGCUAGAACCGUUCCACUCGUCAAGGCCAUUCGAAUUCUUCUUUACGUUUUGACUGCUCCACUGGCGAAAGCUUUGGACUGUGCUCUCGGUAGAGAGUUGGCAUCCACUUAUAGUAAUGCCGAAAUGCUAAAGCUUUUGCAAAUUCACGUCCAAGAAAAUGUUCUGGACAAGGACACGGCGGGUGCCAUGACUGGGGCCUUGACGUACAAGAAUAUGAGCGUGGAAGACGUCAUGACACCUAUGGAGCGUACUUUUAUGCUCGAUGUGGACGACAAGCUUAGUUUUGAAAAAAUUGCCGCGGUCUUUAAGACUGGCUACUCCAGAAUUCCUGUCUAUGAAAUCUCGAGGCACAAUGUGAUUGGUCUGCUCUUUGUCAAGGAUCUGAUCUUCAUUGAUCCAGAAGAUGAAGUCCCCAUUCGAAGUUUUAUUCAAAUCUUUGGACGUAAUGUCCACGUGGUUUGGCCGAAUGACAACCUUGGGGAAGUUUUGGCCGAACUGAAAAAGGGAAAAUCCCACCUUGCCCUCGUCCGAGAUGUCGACAAUGAGGAUGACACCAAAGACCCAGUCUAUGUCAUGCGAGGAAUCAUUACACUCGAAGAUAUUAUUGAAAAGAUUAUUGGAGAUUCCAUUGUCGAUGAAACGGAUGCUUUCAUGGACAAUACUCAAGAAGUCAAGGUAGAUCGUGUCGAAGGCUUUCAAUGGGCCCGUCUUCGUUUGUUGGAUUCCAAGAUUACCGACAAGCGUCUUUCCGAAAGUGAGGUACAUGCCGUUACGGCGCACUUGCAAACGAAUCAUUCCGAAACCUUCAAGCUGUUGACGCAUGAUCAACUGACUGCCCUUGUCUCCCGAACGCCAUUGUGCAAUUUUGAAGAAGCCCAGAGAGAAGUGGGACAGGCACUCCCCAAUGAACUCUUGUACGAAACGAAUAAGCCAAGUGAUGUCUUUACACUAAUAUUAGGUGGUAAGGUGACCAUUUUGGUGGGAUCCGAAAGCUUUCGAUCGGAUCUUUCUUCCUGGUCUGUCCUCGGCAAGGGCGCACUGGAAAAUGCUGCCUUUGCACCAGAUUUUACCGCCUAUGUGAGCGAUGGACCUUGCAAGUGUCUUCGUAUCACACGCGCCGAUUUUGACAGUGCUGUGGAUGCCUCCGCGGUGGAGCGCCGAUCCUUGAGUGAUCCUCGGCUUCCUGGAAGUGCAAGAAGACUAUCGUCAACGGGCAGCGUGAAUAGCGAAGUUUUGAACACCAUUAGUGAGUUGGGAGUAUCCAACCAUCGCAAGCAUACUCUUGUCACCUUGAUGUCGAAUGACGCCAAGGAUGACGACAAGGUACCCGAUAGUCCGAGCAAAUCGCGGUUGAGUCUUCGCUUUGCAGAUGUCAUGGAUUCAGAAGACAUAAUAAACAACGGAAUUCCAGAAAAUGGUGGGGAGAAGACUCUUGAUGCCUAA
Molecule: messenger RNA, 2124 nt
Organism: Cylindrotheca closterium
Lineage: Eukaryota; Bacillariophyta; Bacillariophyceae; Bacillariales; Bacillariaceae
Source: the annotation of a GenBank genome assembly